Messenger RNA from Patiria miniata (bat star), 2256 nucleotides. RefSeq lists its product as uncharacterized. Gene Ontology annotation, molecular function: protein binding. The transcript is spliced from 8 exons. The coding region runs from base 125 to 1054 and encodes 309 amino acids. Lineage: Eukaryota; Metazoa; Echinodermata; Asteroidea; Valvatida; Asterinidae. The record is from RefSeq and is a predicted model, not a curated record.
AACAACAUGGCGCCCUGAAAACAGCUGUGAGUCAGUGUAUAGGAAGCUAUUGAAUGUCCGUCCUCGGGUAGUGUUUUAGCAGCAUAGAGCAGACGCAUACAAGAACUUCACCGAACACCACACCAUGUCUAAAGUCUCAGAGAAGUUCGAAUUCACACAAGACCCUCAGGAGUGUCACCGGCUGUACAUGAAAUAUCCUGGUGUAAACGGUGCAUACUGUGAGUUGGAAUGCUGCGUGGAUCAACGGCUCGACACCUUAGAUGUCGAAAGGGUUGCAACAGGCCGUUUAGCUUAUGAUAUCGGCUUGAGGAAUGGAGACAUUCUACGUUCGAUCAAUCUCACUAAAGUGGAAAGAGUUAGUGUAUCAUCUAUUGUGGAAACCAUGCAAUGGCUGGAUGUGGACCGUCCCAUUGUGAUUGGAAUAGAACGAAAACGCCAACAGCAAGUGGAGUUUUGGUGGUUUGUGUUCAAACUGGAAAACAAAGGAGGAUAUCCAGUGGUGGAUGUCAUUUUUAGCAUUUCUAAUGACUGUGGUGAAAUUCCUGAAUUUCAACAAGAUUUCCAAACCGUUAGCACUUUUAUGUACCAACCACCGCCGAUAAAAAUCAACAUCGUACAAGCAACAAGUCAGCUAUAUCUGAGUGUUCAGAGUGGAAAGCUCGAGUUUCUCACUUUCAAUCCAUCUACAGCCCAGUUUUACAUGUACAGGUAUGGUGGGUCAAAUCCAGCAAGAGGAGUUCCAGUUGCACUGGUUCAGAUGCCAUUACAAGAUGGCGAGUCUGAUAGUUGUAUCGAGACGGUCAGUUUGGACGAAGUUCAGCUUUCUUUAACUGAUUUCCCACCCUUCAUGACCAGUUCGCAACCCAUCUUGAGCAACAGUAGAUUCUUCUAUCACCGGCAAGACGGUGACGGUUUCAGUUCGUUCGAAAGCGAAUCUGAAAGUGGAUAUUACAUCGCGAAGGAUCCUGAAAGCGCAGACGCUAUUGCUGAAAAACCGCCAACCAGCUGUUCAGCGAUGCAUGUCCAUUCCGACGGACCAGCUAUAAAACUUUAAGUGUUCAGCUGGGACACCUAGUUUGGGGUGUGCAUCGUGGUGACGUCCAUUCGCCUGCAGCACACGGGCGUUGUUCAUACCGGUAACGAUGGAAGAGCUUAAACUCGGGAACUUCUGUUGUUUGUGGAAAAUAUAUGGUAUAUCCACAAACAUAGUCAAGGUUUCUUAUGCUUAAAUUGAUUGAUAUCUCAAACGGACUGAAUCAGUGUAAAAGGAAUGAUUCAGGAAAUCAAUAUCUGUUAUAAUAAUAUGUUAGUUUCAUAAAAUUAAAAUUGUUGGAUUAUGAAAUAAUCACAGUGCUCCAGCUGGCAAAAUGCAGAUCCUAGGGCAUACACAUAAUAGUCGUUGAUAUUUGUUCUUUUACUGUUGUUGUUGUUAAACUGCUAUUUUUCUAGCAACAAAGGUUGUUCACUUUUAUAAGUGAAACACCCACCGAAAACAUGCACCUGCUGACGUUUAGUAUACAAUUAGUUAAUUCAGUUCUUGCGGGACAGACUAAUUUCCGCCCUCUUUCAGAAUCGAAGUACAUAGUAUACUCACAGGGCGGAUCUGUUAGUGCGUCAAAGCAAUCCAAAUAAAGAGGUUUUUUAAAGGAUUUCAAACGUCCAAAACAGAAAAAAAGUUAAAAUAAAUAUAUCCAAGGUCAAAAUUCCUUAAAUAGGAGAAAAAUAGUCAAAUUUGUUUUAGUUUUAAUUACAUCUAUAAACAAGUGGAUGUAAAAAAGUGGAAGAUGGUAAAUGAAGCUGUAAUUUUAUCUCGUGGCUUGAACACCUUAGACAAGCAUCCGUAAUUGUUCAGAUUUUUUUUUUUUGAAUGAAGAUAACAUUUUCUGUGGCAAUCACGAAGUAGCUUGCAACAUUUACGGACAUUCAGACCAUGGCAAUAACAUGACUAAUCGAAUAGCUAUCUGAAUGUGAAGAAUCGGCAACGUGAAAAGUCGUCGAGAGAGGGCCAGUAUACCAGGCUAUCGACUUUAAGUCCCUUUGUUGUUUACAAUUGUUUACAACAAUUAUGGUAACGCUUUUAGGGAUCAAAAACGAGAAUCAGUCUUUCUUGGUAAUUUCCAUCUGCAUUUUCCUUUCAUUUUCAGUAAAAAUUCGAAGUUAACUGGAAACCAGUGUUGCAGCACUCGGUACUCGUACUCGAAUGUCAAAGUACGUACUCGAAAUGACGGUACUCGUACUCGGGCAGCAAAGUACUCG